Molecule: messenger RNA, 949 nt
Organism: Cutaneotrichosporon oleaginosum
Lineage: Eukaryota; Fungi; Basidiomycota; Tremellomycetes; Trichosporonales; Trichosporonaceae
Source: RefSeq, a predicted model, not a curated record
UGCUCAUCUCCACGCUCAUUUCUCUCUUCGCCCUCCCCGCCCGUGCCCAGACGGGCUUGAACGGGUACCAUCCCAUCAUACCCGUGAACGAGUACUCUGCCAGGAUCACCUGGCCCCAGGCAUCCGACUACUGGGUGUUGAAUGGCACAGCCGCCGUGUCGUGGGACUACACGGGUCCAUCAAACAUUACGAAAGAUGUCCUCUUCCUCCUCGUCCCUCUGUUCGACGUGCCAAACCCCGAGCCUAAUUCAACGGCCUACUGGCUCCUCGACCACCGUGCGUCAGACAUCACUAGGGCUGACGGCAGACGCGAACGCGAUGCACAAGGCGACGGUCGUACCGCUCAAGUAUGCGAUGACUCACGAUGUCCUGCCUGGCCGGUAUGAGUUGUGGGCGACGACCGAGUACGGCGCCAUCGGCAAGGCGCCACGAGUGGCGUGUGACUAUGCCGAGAGCCACCUAGCAUCGGUGCGCGGCAGCGCGCCCAUGCCCGGCCGCGAGUGCUAUGUGUUCAGGCAUGGCCAGCCGGUCCUGUUUGAGAUCAGGGGCAACGGGACGGACAUGCCCAAGGCCGCUGAGAUUGCCGGGCUCGCCGCGAGGGCCAACGGCACCUCGGGCACGGUGGGCCCUUCCGGAAGUGCUCAGUCCGCGUCGCCUACUAGUGGUGGCUACAUCGCUUCCCUCUCCACGGCUGCAGCGGUGGUCGCGGGAGCUGUAGUCGCUGUUCUCCUGUAAUCUGCUGCUGAAUUUGAGUUGCGCUGUUCUCCGAUUGAUGUUCUCUCAAUACUCGUUACCGCAUUAUUGUGCCUCGAUGGACUCCAUGCAUCAUAACGUGAGCUGUCAGUAGCGGAGGGUGUAGUGGGACUCAAAGUCGUACGCAUGCGGGCCCGUGCGCAGGCAGGAGUAUUCAAGAUGAAUCUUCGAUUCGACGUUCAUGCAACCGUACUCG